AUGAAAGUUAAAGGGGCGUUGGAUUAUUUUGUAAUUGCAACGAUCUUUAUUUUGGUGGUAUUUCAAGAAUGUGUAAAUGGCCGCACAUUUCUUCAUUCUAUCCCUAGGCCUCACCCGGAUGAUGCAGCUAACUUUGCUCGAUGGUUGGUUUCCCAAAGUUCAUGGGGUGUUCUUAACACCAUAUCAAGUGAUUGGGGAGGUGCACCUUUCGGGAAUGUUGUUUCAUUUAGUGAUGGCCUGCCGGAUAAAGGCAAAGGCAUCCCAUAUUUCUAUCUAACUACCCUUGAUCCAACUGCAAGAAAUGCAUUAAAAGACCAAAGAUCUUCCUUAACAUUAAGUGAAUAUAGCCUUGGAACAUGUGGCAAAUCCGAUCCCGAGAACCCAACUUGCUCGAAAAUUACACUCAUUGGAAAGUUAAAAUUAGUCUAUGGAAAUUCGAAGGAAGCCGAAUUCGCUCGAACUGCAUUGUUCGUUAAGCACCCUGAAAUGAAAGGCUGGCCUAAGAGUCACAAUUUUGAGGUCUUCAAAUUGGAAAUUGAAAAUAUAUUUAUGAUUAAUUGGUUCGGCGGUCCUAAGCCCCUUACAGUGGAUCAGUACCUCCAUGCCAAAAUGUGA
Messenger RNA from Fraxinus pennsylvanica, 615 nucleotides. The record is from the annotation of a GenBank genome assembly. Lineage: Eukaryota; Viridiplantae; Streptophyta; Magnoliopsida; Lamiales; Oleaceae.